AAUCCAAGCAUUUUCGAGUUGCAUUUGACAUGUUCAAGUUUGUGGUUUUGUUGUCGGUUGUGGCCUGCGCCUUCGGUGCUGCAUUGCCCGAGGGUCUCCUGCCUCAGUUGGAUGGUCGCAUCGUUGGUGGUUCGGCUACCUCCAUCGGUAGUUUCCCUUGGCAGAUCUCGCUCCAGCGCAAUGGCGGUCACUCUUGCGGUGGUUCGGUCUACUCAGCCAAGAUCAUCGUGACUGCUGCUCACUGUCUGCAGUCUGUGUCCGCCUCCAGCUUGAAGGUGCGUGCCGGUUCCACCUACUGGAACUCUGGUGGCUCUCUCAUCCAGGUCGCCGCUUUCCGCAACCACGAGGGUUACAACGCCAACACCAUGGUCAACGACAUCGCUGUCAUCCGUCUUAGCUCUGCCCUGUCCUUCAGCUCCAACAUCAAGGCUAUUGGUCUGGCUACUUAUAACCCCGCCAAUGGUGCUGCUGCUACCGUCUCUGGCUGGGGUACCCAGUCUUCUGGCUCCAGCUCCAUCCCCAGUCAGCUGCAGUAUGUGAACCUGAACAUUGUCAGUCAGUCCAGAUGUGCCUCCUCCAGCUAUGGUUAUGGUAGCCAGAUUAAGAGCACCAUGAUCUGUGCCUCUGCCUCCGGCAAGGAUUCCUGCCAGGGAGACUCUGGUGGCCCAUUGGUCUCUGGUGGUGUUCUCGUCGGUGUUGUCUCCUGGGGCUAUGGCUGUGCCUACAGUAACUAUCCCGGAGUCUACGCCGAUGUUUCUGUCCUCCGCUCCUGGGUGGUCAGCGCUGCCAACUCGAUCUAAAGAGAUCGUUCAUUCAUAUGAUAUUAUAUAAUACUAUUGAUUAUAAUAUCUGCAAUAAAAUUCUGAGUAAAACAUGA
Drosophila hydei is the source of this 877-nucleotide messenger RNA. Its product is annotated as trypsin alpha. The record is from RefSeq and is a predicted model, not a curated record. Gene Ontology annotation, molecular function: serine-type endopeptidase activity. The coding region runs from base 30 to 800 and encodes 256 amino acids. NCBI's taxonomy places the organism in Eukaryota, Metazoa, Arthropoda, Insecta, Diptera, Drosophilidae. Gene Ontology annotation, biological process: proteolysis. The transcript has a single exon.